AUGGCACCAAAAAUGCCAAAAAGCCAUCACCUGACUGGGCUUCCUAAUGAGAUCCUUUUGGACAUCUAUCAACAACUAGACCUGGACGGUGUUUUCAACCUUUGCGCCACCCACAGGGCUUUCCAUGAACUCUUUAACAAGAGGAAGGCCUCGAUCUUACUUCCUGUCCUUGUCAGAGAGUUCAGUCCGUUUGAUGAGCUCCUUCAGGUUUAUACGGCUUCAGUUGAGGAUCUUGAUUCCCGCGGUGGACUGUAUGCUCCGCGCAGAGUCGUGUUCAAACGAUUCCUUGGAGACACUGGAACGGUGCUAGCUCCGCGUUCAGAGCAUCAACCUGCUGCAUCAGCGGACGUUGUGGACGGCUUCAUCACUCUGAACAAGCCAGGCAAACCUAUCAUACCCCACGCUCAACCUCUGAAAACCGUUGUUUUGACCGAGAACGAUCUGAAGCCGCUUCUUGGCUACUGUUCCCUUGUGCUGAGAUGGCAAGCUAGAUUCCCUCAGAUGAGAUGGUUCCAUGAGCCCGAAAACUGUCGACUGCUUCGCGAACACGAGGCCGAGAGGUUCCGCAGAGCCAUGUAUCGAUGGUGGCUCUAUGGCUUCUACUUUCACGGAGACUUCCCCCGACCUCGUGUUGGUCUUCCAGAGCCUGGCGUGGAUGACGUUAGACUAAGUCAACUUCGAUUAUACUCUACAGGCGAGCUGGUAGAGCUGAUGGACCUGGUCGAAACCAUGAAGGAUGUCGUCCUCCACUAUCUGUGUCCGCGGCUUGACCCUAGUCAAGGCGAAUAUGAGGACUGCGAUUCGUAUCUCUUUGAUGUUGCCGACCGACCUGAAUCCCUGGCAAGAGGCUGGCGGGAUCAGAGCCGUUGGGGCCGUAUUGUAAAGACCUACUGCAAACUCGGCCCCAAAGAUCUUAUGCAUUUAUUUGAGAACAUCUAUAGCUAUCCUCGAAAACGUCUUAUCACGGAAGCUCGGUCCCUUCAGCCAAAUCUCACUUUCGACCAAGAAUCUAUCUCGGUGUCAACGCAGUGUGUCCUGGAUGAGCGACAGUGGUCGUUGAAUAUGCCUACUUUGCCUCUGGAUGGCCUAGGAGGUGUGAUUGACUGGGAUGAUGAGCGCGACGCUGAACGUGUCAAGUUUGGAAGUGAUGCCAGUCUGGAUGGGACAUUGCCAGGAGGAGCUCGGAUGCUUCGGCCUUCAUCUCACUACUCGCCUCGUGGGGAUGACGGAUCUUAUCUGGAGGAUGUCCAGCGACAGACAUGGAUCGAGGGCAGGUAUACGGUUUCGUUUGCUUAG
This is a messenger RNA of Fusarium redolens, 1296 nucleotides long. RefSeq lists its product as uncharacterized. Gene Ontology annotation, molecular function: protein binding. The coding region runs from base 1 to 1296 and encodes 431 amino acids. NCBI's taxonomy places the organism in Eukaryota, Fungi, Ascomycota, Sordariomycetes, Hypocreales, Nectriaceae. The transcript is spliced from 2 exons. The record is from RefSeq and is a predicted model, not a curated record.